Aureobasidium subglaciale EXF-2481 is the source of this 2568-nucleotide messenger RNA. RefSeq lists its product as uncharacterized. Gene Ontology annotation, molecular function: mRNA 3'-UTR binding. The record is from RefSeq and is a predicted model, not a curated record. Gene Ontology annotation, cellular component: cytoplasm. Gene Ontology annotation, biological process: post-transcriptional regulation of gene expression. Bases 1 to 2568 code for a protein of 855 amino acids. NCBI's taxonomy places the organism in Eukaryota, Fungi, Ascomycota, Dothideomycetes, Dothideales, Saccotheciaceae. The transcript has 4 exons.
AUGGCUUCUUUGAGCCUUGACGGAUCACCUACUCCUCGCAAGAAGACUCCCCUCAACUUCUUCCUUCACGACGAGGACUCUUUCGACGACGAAAAUACUCAUAUUUCUGCCCGUGCUGUAGGUCUUGAAUCUGUAAUCAUGUUCCAUCCAUUCGACUUAACUUUCCGUCAGCAGCCCGUCAAGCGCGACACCAACACUGCCGUCUCGGACACUGUGCCUCUCACCACUUCUCGCUUUACCAACCAGAUGCCUCCCCCUCCUCCCACCACUCGCAACUCGUCCUACAAGGGUCAAGUCGGUAUGCCCGCCAUGUCAGUGUCUACCAUGUCGAUGCCACCCAAUGUUCUCGGCACCACUCAGGCUGCUCCCGCUCGUAACGUGCACCUCGACGAACUCUUGGGCAAGCUUGCCGAGCAGCAAGCCAUUCUCAACAAGCAGAACACCGCUCUCCAGGCGCAGCAAGGUGGUGAGACAUCUCCCGACUCGUCCGGCUCUGGUGCCCUUACCAACCCUUACGCCACAACCCCUCGCACUGAUUCUCAGUUCAAUGACAUCCCUCAGGCUGAUCUUGCCGAGAUGUUGCGUUUAAAGAAGGAGCUUGAGACUGCUCAGACUCAGAUUGCCCGCAUGGACCAGGAGUUGUCUCAGUCCCGCAUCACAAAGCACACACUCGAACAAGCUAUGGGCUCCCAGUUUGACUCGGAGUUUGAUCACAUCCGUGAUCUCCGUCCCCAGGGCAUUGCUACUCGUGUCGACAACUGGGUUCAGUCAACUGAGUUGGGUGGUCCCUCCAUGAACUCCAAUCCUGGCAUCAACGCCAACCACAUGGCACCAGCUACUGCCCGUGGUAUCUGGGGUGCAGGAUCUACUUUCGGCCCUGGUGGUCCCGGUGGUCCUGGUAUUACUAGUCAAGCACCCAACAGCACUAACAACUGGCCUCUGACCGACCCUCGUGUCAUGGCUGGCAGCAAUGCCAACAUGUACCCUGUCGGUCCUAUCGCCCGUGGCUGUCCUCCUGCUCUACGCAUCGACACAAGUGCAAUGAGCCCUUACUUGAGUGAGCCCUCUUCUGCAGACUUGUCCAUGCGCAACGCUCACAGUCGUCCGCACUCGGCUUUCGGCAACCACCUACACCCUUGGGGCCAGUUCAGCCCUAGCAUCAACGCCGGCGACCAGACCGGCCUCACUCCUCCAUUGACGCCUCUCUCUUUCCAGUCAAUGCAAAACAUGCACAACAUUGCCGGAAUGCCUCACCCUAUGUCUGACCGCGCCAUGAUGAACAACAUGUCUUUCGGUACCAGAUCCAACGGCACCAGACUGUCCCCUACCGCUGCCGAAUUCCAGGCCGGCGGCUACGGUAACCCCGGCUGGAACAUGAGCCAACAGGCCCUGUCUGAGCCCGGAAGCUACCUUACCAACGCCGAACCCAUGAACUACCGCCGUCUCUUGGACCGCAACAUGAGUUGCAACUGGAAGUACAUUGUCGACAAGAUCGUCCAGAGCAACGACCAGCAAGCUUCCAUCUUCCUUCAGCAAAAGCUCAAGGUUGGCACUCAGGAGCAGAAGUACGAGAUCGUCCAGGCCAUUAUUGACCAGGCUUACCCCCUCAUGAUCAACCGCUUCGGCAACUUCUUGGUCCAGCGCUGCUUCGAGCACGGUAACCCCGAGCAGAUCAUCGCCAUUGCCCGCGCUAUCCGCGGCAACACCCUCAACCUCAGCAUGGACCCCUUUGGCUGCCAUGUUGUCCAGAAGGCUUUCGACAGCGUUCCCGAGGAGUACAAGGCUAUCAUGGUCCAUGAGCUCCUGCGCCGUAUUCCCGAGACUGUCAUCCACCGCUAUGCCUGCCACGUCUGGCAGAAGCUGUUUGAGCUCCGCUGGAGCGGCACCCCUCCCCAGAUCAUGAAGUAUGUCAACGAGGCUCUUCACGGCAUGUGGCAUGAGGUUGCCCUCGGCGAGACCGGUAGUCUUGUCGUCCAGAACAUCUUCGAGAAUUGCCUUGAGGAUGACAAGCGUCCUUGCAUCAACGAGGUCCUCGCCAGCAUCGACGUGAUUGCCCAUGGUCAGUUCGGCAACUGGUGCAUCCAGCACAUCUGCGAGCAUGGCGCCAUCACUGAUCGUAACCACGCCAUUGACCACGUCCUUCGCUUUUCCACCGAAUACAGUAUGGACCAAUUCGCCAGCAAGGUUGUCGAGAAGUGCCUCAAGAUUGGCGGUGUCGACUUCCUUGACCGUUACCUUGACCGUGUCUGCGAGGCUCGCGCCGAUCGCCCUCGCAUGCCCCUCAUCGACAUCUCUGGCGAUCAGUUCGGAAACUACUUGAUCCAGUACAUUCUCACCCACGCCGACCCUCAGCGUCGUGAGAUUGUGGCUACCCACAUUCGCAAGCACAUGGUUUCCCUCCGCGGCUCCAAGUACGGCUCCCGUGUAGCCAUGCUGUGCUGCAACCCUGCCGUUGCUACUCGUCCCGGUCCUCCUACUGGCAUCCCCAUGGGCCGCAACGCUGGCAACUUCGGCGAGCGCCCCUACAACGGUGCUCGUGGCUUCCCUUACGGUGGAGCCUACCGCUAG